GUGGGUAGCAUGAACAAAACGAAUCAAAACAUUUGGUAUACAUUCUUUUCAUUGACUUUCUCUUGAGUUAAUAACUCAGAUUGGAAACAUAUUUGUUGUGUUCGAUAGUUUAGACGCUAAAUAAAAACCUUUUUCAUUGAAAUAUUGGUGAAAAUACAAUGCAAUAAAUUCAAACUUCUGAUUGUCAGUCUGACAUGCGGUACAAUGUACAACCAAAGUAUGUGUGUCAUGCUAUCGUGGUACCUGUACAACGCUGUACACGUACAGCGCUAGUACAGCUGUAUGUCUGUCCAUGGUAUAAAUCAGCUAUAAAGGUUACUAGGUUACUAUUUUCAACGACAACUGUUUAUUUAUUAUACUGCUUCAAAUACCUUCGACGAAAUCAAAUGUAACCAUAUUAACUGUAAAUUACGAGCCACCUGUUCACUCCACCAUCUUGACUAAAACUAAAAUCUUUCUUGUAAACAAAGUCAGUGUUGCUCAAUCCUUAUUUAUUCUUUCGGAAUAUUUGGAAUUAAAAACGGUACAAUGCAAAAUAAACUGGUCAAUCUCAAACAACGGACUCCUCUGUAUGGCCAGCUGGUGAUAGGGCCACCCGGUUCAGGAAAGACCAGCUACUGCAGCAAAAUGAAGCAAUUUCUAGAGAAGCUUGAUCGAAAAGUUGCCGUGGUAAAUUUGGAUCCCGCAAAUGAUAACAUGGACUAUGAAUGCAUGGUGGACAUUAUGGAACUGAUCACAGUUCAGGACGUGAUGGAACAGUUCAGCUUGGGUCCGAAUGGCGCAUUGAUUUAUUGUAUUGAGUUUCUAGAGGUAAACUUCGGAUGGUUUCUGGAAAAGCUGAGAACAUCGAACUCCAAGUAUCUCAUCUUUGACUGUCCCGGACAAGUGGAGCUGUAUACUCAUCACAACUCAAUGAGAAGCAUCUUCGCAAAACUGGAGCAGCUUGGGUACCACUUGUGCACUGUUCACUUGGUGGAUUCACAUCACUGUUCCGAGCCACAUAAAUUCAUCUCGACGUUGUUACUUUCCCUCCACACGAUGCUCCAGAUGGGAUUGCCCCAUGUGAAUGUGCUAAGCAAGGCGGAUAUGCUGAAGGAGCACGAGUCGAAACUAGCGUUUAGUUUGGAAUUCUACACAGAGGUGCUUGAUCUCAGCUAUCUGCUGGAGUGUGUAGAUAAUUCAAUGAUCGCUAAAAACAAAUAUAAAAAGCUGAAUGCGGCAAUCGUUUCGAUGGUGGAGGAUUACGGGUUGGUUUCGUUCUAUUUGCUAGAUUUGAGCAAAAAUGAGAGUUUAGUGAGAUUGAAAAAUGCAAUCGAUAAGGCGAAUGGAUACGUUUAUGGAGCUGGAGAGGAGAAGAACGUGAACACAUUGUUGGCUUGCGCGGUUGGAGCGGAGACCCAGACUGAGCGAAUGGAAAAAGAUAUUGAUCUCUAUCGGGAUUAGGUAAACUAUAAUAAAUUAUUUUUAUUGUGAA
Toxorhynchites rutilus septentrionalis is the source of this 1474-nucleotide messenger RNA. Its product is annotated as GPN-loop GTPase 2. The transcript has 2 exons. Bases 529 to 1443 code for a protein of 304 amino acids. Gene Ontology annotation, cellular component: cytoplasm. Gene Ontology annotation, molecular function: GTPase activity. Lineage: Eukaryota; Metazoa; Arthropoda; Insecta; Diptera; Culicidae. The record is from RefSeq and is a predicted model, not a curated record.